Molecule: messenger RNA, 654 nt
Organism: Arachis ipaensis
Lineage: Eukaryota; Viridiplantae; Streptophyta; Magnoliopsida; Fabales; Fabaceae
Source: RefSeq, a predicted model, not a curated record
AUGCCUAUUUACACUCUCAGUUGCUUUAAACUCCCAGAGACACUAAUAGAAGACGUACAAAGAGCCAUAUUGCAGUUUUGGUGGGGCAAAAAAAGAUCGGAAAGGAGGAUGCAAUGGAUUGGGUGGAGAAUUACUUGUAGGUCCAAGAGCCAAAGGGGUCUUAAUUUCAAAGAUCUUAAAGCUUUCAACCUUGCAAUGCUAGCCAAACAAGGAUGGCGACUACUUACAAAAACAAAUUUUCUAAUCUUUAGAGUGUACCGAAGUAAAUAUUUCAAAGACUCCAAUUUUCUCCGCGUAGAAGUUGGAAUCAACCCUUCCUGGGGAUGGAGGAGCAUAGUAGAGGGCAGAAAAGUUCUGGAAAAAGGUAUCCUAUGGAGGGUAGGCACCGGUUCAGAUAUCAGAAUAAGAGAAGAUUCAUGGGUUCGUGAUUAUCUGGCUAUUACUCUUAAUACAGAGACUAAUUCAGAACACAAUCCUACAUGGGUUUCAGACCUACUUUUACCAACCAAAUCAUGGAAUCAGAUAUUAAUACAAGAACUAUUCAGACCAGAUAUUGCAGAGGCAAUCAUAAACACUGAAAUCCAACAAGGUGAUGAUGAGGUUACCUGGCUAAAGGAGAAAAAUGGAUGCUAUUCAGUAGCGUCUGGGUACUAG